AUCCUCAUCUCCCCAUCUCUCGUCCCCAUCUCAACUCCCGUCCACACCAUCCAUCCACUCCUUUUCACCACCCACCAUGCCAGCACCGCAGAUGAUGGGCAUAUACCCCUCGGAAUCCAUCCAGGAAGUCGCACAGUCGCUCCCGCUCGACCCCCUUGGACCCGGUGCUGCGACACUCCUCGCAGGCGACGUCGAGUACAGACUCCAUCUCAUACUCCAGGAAGCGAAAAAGUUCAUGGUCCAUGCCAAGAGGUCGACGUUGAUGCCUGAAGAUGUAGAGCAUGCUUUGGAAGCUCUCAACGUCGAGCCGAUCCUCAUCCCGCCUCGUCCACUGGCACUCCCGUCGUUCCAUCCCCUCAACUUACCCCCUCCCGCAGCAAACAUGCCUCCACAGACAAUAUACACCACCACAGACGACGAGAUCGACUUUGCGUCAUACCUGAAAGAACCCCUGCCGGCGGGUAUCGCAAGCUCAGCAGGUGUAAAGUGGAAAGCUCACUGGUUGGCUGUCGAAGGCGUGCAGCCCGCCGUACCCGAAAACCCUGCACCUUCUUCGAUACAUGCAGGAGCAGGAGGAGGAGCGCAGCGAGUGAAAGGCGCUCCCGCACCAGCGAGCACGACGCUGAAACCCUCUGCCCGGGCCCACCUUCCUCAAGAACUUCAACUAUACUUUACCCGCCUCACUACCGCCCUCGUCCCCCCCACCGCGACAUUACCAGAGAGCGAGCCGGAACGGCACCGUCUGGCAGCGCUCGCGUCUUUGCGCAACGAUGUGGCCGUCGCAGGGAUGUUGGUGUACGUGGUGAAAUGGUUAUGUGAGAGUAUACAAAAGUGUUUGAUGGCGCCGACAGCGAGUAUUGGGCAUCUGGUAGAUGCUGUCGGGGCGCUAUUGGCGAACGAGGGUUUGUUCAUCGAACCAUACAUGCAUCAGCUCCUCCCUCCCCUCCUCUCUAUCAUCCUCACCGUCCCUCUCGGGCCCCACCCACCUCAGCCCGCCUCCUCCUCCCAACCAUCCCCUACCGAAAUCCGUUCCCGCGCAUCCGACGUCCUCUCCAAAAUCGCUUCCACCUACUCGCCCUCUUACCCCGGCCUCAUCCCCCGACUCGUGUCAACCCUCACGAAAGCCCUCCAUUCCCCGCCAUUCCCCUCGCCUUUGGGCGCGGCGAACCCCCCGACGGGGAGGUAUGAAGGUGCGAUCUUGGGUCUGGGCGGGUUGGGACCGCAAGCGGUCAGAGUAGGGAUAUGGGGGGAAAAAGGGGAGGGAGUGAAGAGGAUCGAUGAGUUGGCCGGGAGGCUUUAUAGUGAAGCUGGGAAAAGGAAGAAUCCGCUUGUACGAGCUACUAUCAAAGCCCUCGCCCAAAUAAUCCCCCCGAAACCAAGCAACACUCCAACCCCAUCCCUCAACGUCGAACAAGUCACAGAAAUGUUUGGACCCAACAUUGCAGCAGGGCUGAGUAAAAAGGGAUGGACGGCUAGCGAGAUGGUGAGGAUGAGGGAGGAGGAAUUGAUGAGAGCUGGUUCUUCAGACGUCAGUGAGAAUGAAAGGAUUGGAGUUGAUGGUGAAAGGCAGCUUAGAGAGGCUGGGCAGGGCGGGGAGGUGGAGGACGAGAAGAUGGAGGUCGAUACGCCUGUAGUUUAAGAGUGUAUGAACGAUGAGGAAAAGCGAAAUGCGAAGAGGGAAGCGGGGGAGCGAGGGAGCGAGGAGCGGAAAAAGUUGUACCUAUAGGUCCAUCACAGUGGAAUGGAUCAUACUCAUAUACGGCUCAACAUGGUCCAUGGACAAAGUCUUAACCCUGAAGGCUAGGACUAAAUGCUCUGUCUAUGGGUCACAAUUCCAAAGGUAAAGCAACAAAUCGUCUUAUACGCAUCCAUGUAUCAUAAAGCAAAUUUAAUCUCUCGAUAAGUAAUCAUAAACCCCGCGAUAAUGGCGACAGAUAAACUCUUAGCGCUGGCUGACACUAUUACCUUGUUCGCUGGCCCAGCUCCGAGUGGCGGCACUAAUGAGACGAGAAGCCGUACGAGCAAUAGUCUCUUCUUCUACGCCAGCUUGGAGCUGCUCCUCCGACCAAUCAGGGUGUUUCGCGCUCAACUCUGUGAAAACUUAGUUCGUGAGCUUGACGGUAUCUUUCAUAGAUUGCUCAACGAUAGACUUCCUUUCCUCGGCGGUCCACUCUGGAUGUUCCACUGCAAUUGUUCGGUCGAGCGAUCUACAUUGCUCCACGAUCCAGUCUUUAUCGGGCUGUUGAGAACCUACUAUGGGCUUGGUGGAUUGCUGGGAAUGCGCUCAUCUUAUUGAGUGGUGGUAAUGAAUGCGUGUUUGAAAGAUGAGAAAAUGUGGACGGGUCAUGCGCUGCCCCAGGUUAUAUGAAAGGUUUGGGAUUGGCAUUUGCUAGACAAUAUUGAGGGUAGGGCCUGGCCUUUCCCUAAAGAUAAAAGAAAGAGGUCAAAGGGAAGAAAAAAAAAGUUCUUCUUGUCGUCCGAAUUGCUGUAGCGAGUGUACAGCAAAGAUCCUCCCUUGGGCCAACUUGAAGGUGUUUGGAUUUUUGGCAGAAGAGAACGGAUUGAUUGGAAGGGCCAAAUGAUGAAGGAGGAUAAAAUCAUAACGUUUGCUGACUUCCACCACCGUUUAUUCAAAGACAGGCGGGGAUCUCGUCAUGCUGGC
Cryptococcus deneoformans JEC21 is the source of this 2662-nucleotide messenger RNA. RefSeq lists its product as hypothetical. Lineage: Eukaryota; Fungi; Basidiomycota; Tremellomycetes; Tremellales; Cryptococcaceae. The coding region runs from base 77 to 1639 and encodes 520 amino acids. The record is from RefSeq and is a predicted model, not a curated record. Gene Ontology annotation, molecular function: RNA polymerase II general transcription initiation factor activity; protein heterodimerization activity; transcription coactivator activity. Gene Ontology annotation, biological process: RNA polymerase II preinitiation complex assembly; transcription initiation at RNA polymerase II promoter. Gene Ontology annotation, cellular component: SAGA complex; SLIK (SAGA-like) complex; transcription factor TFIID complex. The transcript has 5 exons.